Messenger RNA from Stegostoma tigrinum, 2360 nucleotides. RefSeq names its product KICSTOR subunit 2 (gene kics2). The coding region runs from base 885 to 2048 and encodes 387 amino acids. The transcript has 3 exons. The record is from RefSeq and is a predicted model, not a curated record. NCBI's taxonomy places the organism in Eukaryota, Metazoa, Chordata, Chondrichthyes, Orectolobiformes, Stegostomatidae. Gene Ontology annotation, cellular component: KICSTOR complex. Gene Ontology annotation, biological process: protein localization to lysosome; negative regulation of TORC1 signaling; cellular response to amino acid starvation.
AAACAGAUGAGGAAGCGUUUUUUUUCUCUGAGAAUUGUGUCUCUUUGGAAUUCCCUUCCUCAAAAAGCAGUGGAUGCAAAAUCUUUAAAUAUUUUUAAGGCAGAGGCAGGUAGAUUCUUAAUUACCAUGGGCCCGAAAGAUUAUUUGGGAGGCACAGGAAAUUAUAAUUGAGAUUAAAAUCAGAUCAGCCAUGGUCUUAUUGAAUGGGCUAGCAUGCACCCUCUCUGUCCUUGCUAUCCCUACCACUCUGUCCCUCCAUUCUCCCUAUUCCCAUCUCCCCUAAGAAAUCCCCUUACAAGCCCAUUACACCUGCCCCAGUACCCACUAACCUCUGCUCCCAGUUACCUAAACGCUUCCUCGGAUUACCCCAACCCACUUAUUCCCAGAUUCCCUCCUUCCUCUGUUACACAUCACCCCCGUGCCCAGUUACACCUACUCUUGUUCCUUGUUCAUAGGAUAGACCAUUUAGGACUGAGAUGAGGAAAAGUCUCUUCAAAGGACAGUGAACCUGUGGAAUUCUGUACCCCAGAAUGCAUUAAGAUGGCAUUGAAUCAAGGAUGACAGUGAGAAAGCAAGAGAGGAGAGGGAAAUGGAGGAACAUUUUGAAACAUACACACUUUGAGGGAGGUAGACAGGGCAGAUAUAGAGAUGUUUCUGCUUGUGUGGGAGUCAAGGACCAGAGGACACAAUCUCAGAAUAGGGGAUCACUUACUUAAGAUAAACAUGAGGAGGAAACAAAAAACAAAGAACUGCAGAUGCUGGAAAUGAGAAACAAAAUCAGAAAUUCCUGGAAAAAUUCAGCAGGUCUCGCAGUAUCUGUGGAGACAAGGCAAGGCAGAGUUAACAUCUUGAGUCUAGCGGUCCUUCUUCAGAACUGACUCAAAAUGUUAACUCUGUUUUCUCUCCACAGAGGUAAGGAGGAAUUUCUUCCCACAGAGGACGGUGGGCAGUCGUUUUUCAGCCGCAAGGACUCCAUUCGAUCUAUCUACACAUCCCUCCACAGUGAGCUGCGCAAGUUAGCCACCACUGCACGGAACUCAGCAACAGGGGCCUCCCCGUAUCUGGAAGAGCUCCUCUCUCACCUUUCGGAGCAGCUUUGCUUUUUCAUUCAGGCUCGAAUGGAAAUUGCUGACUUCUAUGAGAAGAUGUAUUCCCUCAGCACCCAGAAGUCCAUCCACUCAACAGAAGUGGUGCAUGCGCUGGAGGCGAUUCUGCAGAAAUACAGCUCCAGGUUCCAUCACCCCAUCUUGAGCCCUUUGGAGAGUAGCUUCCAGGUGGAGGUGGACAUACUGGCUCAGCUUCUGAAGGCGCAGAAUGAGAUCAGUGAGUGGAAGUUCCUCCCGUCACUGCUGAACCUGCAUAGCGCCCACUCCAAGCUGCACAGCUGGGGACAGACUUUUGAGAAACAGCGGGAGACCAGGAAGCACUUAUUCGGGGGCCAGACCCAGAAGGCCCUUCAGCCGCCGCACCUCUUCCUGUGGCUGGCCAAGCUGAAGACCGCCCUGUUGGCCAAGUUCACCUUCUACUUCCAUGAAGCACUGGGCCGCCAGACCACCUCGUCAGAAAUGAAGGCCUUGACCGCAAAGACCAACCCGGAUUACUGCGGCAAGAUCUCCAGCUUUAUUCGCAAGUAUGACGCCGAGAACGUCUCGCUGAUAUUCGACAACAGGGGCUCCGAGACUUUCCAGGGGCAUGGAUACCAUCACCCACACUCAUACAGGGAAGCCCCCAAGGGGGUCGAUCAAUACCCGGCCAUUGUUUCCUUGCCCACUGACCGGCCCCUAAUACAUUGGCCCAACGUGAUCAUGAUCAUGACGGAUCGAGCAGCGGAACUGAACACUUUGGACAAAGUCGUCCACUUUUACGACGACAAGGUACAGAGCACUUACUUCCUGACGCGCCCCGAGCCCCAGUUCACCAUUGUGGUCAUCUUCGACUCCAGGAAGUCUGAGAAAGACUCUCACCUUCUCUCCUUCCUCAAUGAGCUUUCCAGCUCCUUGAAGAAUUCCAAGCCGUUUGCCAGCUUGAAGCCAGGGUCGAAAAGCUGAAGCCAGCAGCUCUCGUCCCAGUAAAUGCAUCACUAAUGAUGAAACAAGGAUGGCAGGAGGUGGAUUCCGCUGGCAGUGGAUUCCAGAGUAAUUUUCCAGACUUCAAUCAAGUCUCCAUCCAUUACUGUUGGGAGAACUGGGACUCCAGUAAUUGUUUCAGUCUUUGGGAUGGUUGAGUCCCGUAACUCUCACCCAGCUAAGAAUUGCACAAACUAUGUUUACUAUGAAUGAUUGCAGUAAUGUCAAUGCUAAUGCUAACUGAUAUGAGGAUACCUUAUGACUAUGAAAUAAAACACUUGAAUUCAGUGCGAA